This is a messenger RNA of Fraxinus pennsylvanica, 1767 nucleotides long. NCBI's taxonomy places the organism in Eukaryota, Viridiplantae, Streptophyta, Magnoliopsida, Lamiales, Oleaceae. The record is from the annotation of a GenBank genome assembly.
AUGGGAGACCUGAAGCGGAAAAGAGGACGAAAGCCUAAAAAUGCGGUGGCGGAAGCUAGCCCCGCCGCAUCAGCCUCCACUUCCACCGCUUUGGAUGACGGCACAGUAGUCACGGUACCUACUGAAGCUACCAAACAGGACUCCCAGACCCAUCGCCGUGGCCGCGGACGCCCUAAGAAGGGCGGCAAUGUCCCCGAAGAUGACAGAAGUGACAUCCCCGCAUCGCCGAAAAGGCGAGCUCCUAGGUUACACGACCACAACGUCGCUGGAGACAUAAUCGCACAUAACGGACACGUGAUAGUUGAGGGUAUGGCAGCGCCUCCGCAGGUCAGGUGGGAGGGCGUGGCAGCAGCGGCGAAAGCAGCUUCGUCGAUGGAUGCGGUAGUGAAGGUGUUCUGUGUCCAUACGGAACCGAAUUUCUCGCUUCCAUGGCAGCGGAAGCGGCAGUACAGCUCCAGCAGCAGUGGGUUCAUCAUAGGUGGGAGGAGAAUUCUAACCAAUGCGCACUCCGUGGAGCAUCACACACAAGUCAAGCUCAAGAAACGCGGUUCUGAUACCAAAUACCUGGCCACUGUCCUUGCCAUCGGUACGGAAUGUGAUAUCGCUAUGUUGGCUGUGAGUGAUGAUGAGUUUUGGGAAGGAGUAUCACCUGUAGAGUUUGGAGAUUUGCCUGCAUUGCAAGAUGCUGUAACUGUUGUGGGCUAUCCUAUUGGCGGUGACACAAUUUCUGUGACAAGUGGCGUGGUUUCUCGCAUGGAGAUACUGUCUUAUGUUCAUGGCUCGACAGAGCUACUUGGUUUGCAGAUAGACGCUGCAAUCAAUUCAGGAAAUUCUGGUGGACCUGCCUUUAGUGAUAAAGGCAAAUGCGUGGGUAUUGCUUUUCAAUCGCUCAAACAUGAAGAUGUGGAAAAUAUUGGUUAUGUCAUUCCGACUCCAGUGAUUAUGCAUUUCAUUCAGGACUAUGAGAAAAAUGGGGCAUAUACAGGCUUUCCAAUCCUUGGGGUUGAGUGGCAAAAGAUGGAGAAUCCUGAUUUGCGCUCAUCCACAGGUAUGUCCCCCGACCAAAAGGGUGUCCGCAUUCGAAGAACUGAGCCUACAGCUCCAGAGUCUCAUGUUCUAAAGCCAUCUGAUGUUAUCCUCAGCUUUGACAGUGUUGAUAUUGCUAAUGAUGGAACAGUUCCAUUUAGACACGGAGAGCGUAUUGGUUUCAGUUAUCUCAUCUCUCAAAAGUACACUGGAGAUUAUGCUCUGGUCAGAGUCCUCCGUAAUACCAAAGUACUCGAGUUCAACAUAAAACUGGACACACACAAACGCCUUAUCCCAGCACAUAUUAAUGGCAGACCACCUUCGUAUUACAUUAUUGGUGGAUUUGUGUUCUCUGCUGUUUCUGUUCCAUAUUUACGUUCAGAGUAUGGAAAAGAUUAUGAAUUUGACGCUCCAGUCAAAUUGUUGGACAAACUUUUGCAUGCAAUGGCACAAUCAGUAGACGAGCAGCUAGUUGUUGUUUCUCAGGUGCUUGUUGCCGACAUCAAUAUUGGAUAUGAAGAUAUAGUCAACACUCAGGUCCAUGCCUUCAAUGGAAAGCCUGUCAAGAAUCUAAAGAGCUUGGCUAGCAUGGUGGAAAGCUGUGGAGAAGAAUUUUUGAAGUUUGAUCUUGAAUAUGAGCAGAUUGUGGUCCUACAGUCUCAGAAGGCAAAGGCUGCAACGAAAGAUAUUCUUGCGAUGCAUUGUAUCCCUUCAGCCAUGUCUGAUGAUCUUAAGACAUGA